Molecule: messenger RNA, 1643 nt
Organism: Aspergillus sclerotioniger CBS 115572
Lineage: Eukaryota; Fungi; Ascomycota; Eurotiomycetes; Eurotiales; Aspergillaceae
Exons: 3
Coding region: 346-1407 (353 amino acids)
Source: RefSeq, a predicted model, not a curated record
GCCAACCAUCUCCAUCGCACGCUAGUCUCUCUUCCGAGUCUCCGACUCUGCACGGUACCCGUCGGAGGUCAUCAUCCUAUCUUCCCGUUGUGUUAGGGGAAGAAGUUCCUACUUGAUUCGACGCAGAUCACUACGCACGACAUUCCUGUCUGAUUGACUUCUCUUUUUUCGUUUUCUGCUUUCUCCUUAUCCCCCUGGUCAGACGCAUACCGCUUCUCGCCAGCAUCGUUGGGUGAAACCGCGCAACAAAGAGGGCUGCCGAUCGCCCAGCGUCUAUCGGCUUCGCCUGCGAAGUCCGCCCGCCUCGCCUCCGUCCUUUGUAUCUGUCCUUUAUGCCCAGCCCAAAUGCGCCUCUUUAACAAAUUUCACGCGGUGUGCGCCUUGGCCGUCUGCAGCAUCCUGUUGUCGGCCUCCUUUCUCGCCUCUCAGCACUACUACCGCCGGGUAGUCUUACCAAAUCAGCCGUCGUCGGAAUUUCGCGCCUCGGCAUCUUUCGACCGCCGCUUAGUCGUCUUCGGUGACUCGUGGAGCGAUAACAAUGCCGCGGAGAUUCAGGGGUCUGUAUGGACGGAUUGGCUUUGUAUGUCGUUCUCAUGUCACCACGAGAACCUAGCAGAGACAGCCAAGUCUCUGAGUGGAAACUACAUUGGCUCCGUGGUGGAUAACACGGAACUCUCGGGCUCCUUACUCAACCUCUACAAGACCCCACUGGCAGAUCUGAAAGCCCAGAUCGCCAGUUGGAUCACGGCUGAGACGGAAGCCGUAAAAGAGAUGGACGACGAGGCGAUUGGCAUGCGUCAAAAUCGCACUAUUGUGGUCGUCUCCUUUGGUGUAUGGGACCUGUGGAAUGUAAUCGGCAAGACGUACGAAGACGCAUCCAAAGCGGUUGAACGCAACGUUGGAGUCAUCAUGGACCAGCUCAAUUUGCUGGCCGAGACCUGGGGCAGUAAUGAGCUCAAGAUUAUCCUGACGUUGGCCCCAGAUGUAACCUUCCUUCCGGCCUAUAGAGCUCAGGGGGAGCCGCAGAUUACCAAACACAAAGACGCCAUCAGGAUCAUGGAGUACUGGAAUGGGGAGCUCCGCAAUAACGCCGAAGACUGGGCAAACGGGACGAUUUAUUUGUUCGACACCAAUUCUUUCUUGGCCGACCAGAUCCGUGACUGGCAACUCUUUGCUGCUGGUAUUGAGGAAACAAGUGGAUUGGGCAAGAAUGAGGAUCCCGGAUGGGAGAAUGUCGAAGACGCAUGCGUCCAAAGCAGCCAGCAAUGGGUGAUGACGUCAGACACGUCAGAAUGCGACCGUCCGGAGAAAUUUCUGUUCUGGAACGAUAUGCACCUUGGCCCCUCGGCGCAUAGGCUCCUGGGCGCGGAAGUGUUCCAUGGAAUCGAAGAGAUGUGGCUCGGGUGAAACUUUUCUUGAAAGAUCAAAAUAACAGAGCAAAAAAAAUUUUUCAAAGUGCAGCGAUAGGGUUCUCGCCUGGCCAGCUAAUCGUAAUUUCGCCGUGGUCGAAACGGGGUGUUCUGUAUGUAGAUGAUUAAACCACGGCCGGUUCCUGAGACCAUCAAACUCUUACGAAAAAGCACCAUCAAAUGGCGGCUAACCUUUUUCUCUAUUGAGCCUGAAGACCAGCCAUUUGUCUUGCU